Momordica charantia (bitter melon) is the source of this 904-nucleotide messenger RNA. Its product is annotated as germin-like protein subfamily 2 member 4. The record is from RefSeq and is a predicted model, not a curated record. NCBI's taxonomy places the organism in Eukaryota, Viridiplantae, Streptophyta, Magnoliopsida, Cucurbitales, Cucurbitaceae. Gene Ontology annotation, molecular function: manganese ion binding.
AAUAAGCAUAUAGUUUCUGCCUCCUUUCACCAAAACUCCCUUAAGAGAUCAAACACAUCCCACAUGUUUUGGGCAAUGGCCGAAUCCAAAAUUUUCAUCUUCUUCACUAUCCUGUUUGCUGCAACUGCAACAAUACCCCGCUUGCUCGCUUCCGACCCCGACUUGCUUCAAGACUUAUGUGUCGCUGCGCCCUCCAAAGGCAUAAAAGUGAAUGGAUUUCCAUGCAAGGAUGAGGCCAACGUAACCGCAUUGGACUUCUUCUUCGCCGGACUAGCCAACGCCGCCGCCAUCAACAACUCGGUCGGCUCCGCCGUGACGGCGGCCAACGUCGACAAAAUCCCCGGCCUCAACACCCUCGGCGUUUCCCUCGCCCGUGUCGACUACUCCCCGGCCGGCGGCCUCAACCCGCCGCACGUGCACCCACGCGCCACCGAGAUCGUGUUCGUGCUCGACGGCGAGCUGGACGUGGGCUUCAUCACCACCGCCAACAAACUCGUCGCCAAAACCAUAAAAAAAGGCGAAGUCUUCGUGUUCCCCAAGGGCCUGCUCCACUUCCAGCGCAACAGUAAGGACAAGCCUGCCUCUGUUAUCGCCGCCUUCAACAGCCAGUUGCCCGGAACCCAGUCCGUCGCCGCCGCCUUGUUCGGGGCCUCACCCGCCGUCGACGACGCCGUCCUCGCCGGAGCUUUUCAGAUUGGUGGUGUCGUGGUGGGCCAGAUUAAAUCCAAGAUAGCCCCUAAGAAGAAGAAGUAAUUAAUUGAUUAAUUAAUUAAUGCUGCGUUUUCUGCAGGGAGAUUUUUUUUACAGCUACGGCUAAUAAUGAGAAUCAUUCUGUUUGGUUUUUACGGAUAUAUACGUGUACUUUUGAAGUAUUAAAAGAACGUGAUUUCAUCUUCUUUUUCCA